This is a messenger RNA of Microsporum canis CBS 113480, 774 nucleotides long. RefSeq names its product LysM domain-containing protein. The transcript is spliced from 2 exons. Bases 1 to 774 code for a protein of 257 amino acids. NCBI's taxonomy places the organism in Eukaryota, Fungi, Ascomycota, Eurotiomycetes, Onygenales, Arthrodermataceae. The record is from RefSeq and is a predicted model, not a curated record.
AUGCAUCUCACUUUCUUUGUUGUCCUGACACUGCUCCCGGAGCUGCUUUUCGCCAGAGUACUCCAUUCCCGUGCUGUUCUCUGUAGCUUUGCCGCUAUAGGCGACCCUGGAGAUACAUGCGAUACCUUGUCUGACCGCUGGGGCAUUACCAUUGACAUGUUUAAGAUGUUGAAUCCCGGCGUCAACUGCCCCGAUUUGGUGGCUAAUAAGGAGUAUUGCCUCGUUGGCACUAUCUCGCCAGAUUCCCCUGGAACAACGACUACUCCGAAGACCACCACAAAGCCCACCAUGACACCAACAAAAACCACUACCACUACGCAGGCAAUGAUCACCACGAAGCCGGCUGACCCUCCCUCUCCUACCCAGCCAGGCCUUGUAAAGAACUGCGAUAAGUUCUAUCUGGUCGCGUCUGGGGAUAAUUGCUACUCCAUCCAGACCAAGUACGGUGUUAGCUCGGAUCAGUUUAAGAUGUGGAACCCUUAUAUUAAUGCCGAAUGUAGUAACCUGUGGGUGGACUACUACAUCUGUAUUCACGUUCCUGGCGCUACGAUAUCUACACCUAUACCUACGCCUACGCCCAAUGGCCCACAGCCACAGAUGCCUGGUAUCGUGAGCAACUGCAAAAAGUUCCAUCUGAUCCAGUCUGGUGAUAACUGCUAUACUGUUAAUCAGGCCGCGGGUAUUACUCUGGCCCAGUUCCGCUCUUGGAACAAGAACGUUAACGCGGAUUGCAGCAACAUAUGGCUAGGUUACUAUGUUUGUAUUGGCAUCUAA